UCGCAAUGGCUAUUGGGCGGGACUGAGAGCGGUCGCGCAGGGGCUGCUGGGAGUUCGCAGACGCGCCAUUGACGUCACACUCUCGCGGUGUUUGGCUCUCGCUGUGUGGAGAGGAGGAAGCGGGAGGCUCCGGGGGGAGAGACCCGCACACACCGCUCCCCGGAUCCGGUAAGGCGGCCUGUGUACCGGAAGCCCGUGUGUGUGUGUGUAUCCGUGUGUGGGGCUGAGCCGCCGGGACCCGGAUGUGCGCUCUCGGCUUCUAACUGCCCGGAACUGGGGGUGGGGGAUCGGCACCGAGCUGUGUGUGAGUCCCCCGUCCGAUGUGAGAGGGAACCUGGGGGGGGAUACGUCUCUCCCCCAUACUCCCAUAUUAAUCCUUGUGUGUCACUGAGGGGCAUUACUGCGAUGAAGCUUCAUUGAGGAGGGACCAUGACUGAAAUCAGUGACCUCGACCGGCAGAUCGAGCAGCUGAGGCGCUGUGAGCUCAUCAAGGAGAGCGAAGUGAAAGCUCUUUGUGCCAAAGCGCGAGAGAUUCUGGUAGAAGAGAGUAACGUGCAACGAGUCGAUUCGCCUGUUACGGUCUGUGGGGAUAUCCAUGGGCAGUUCUACGAUCUCAAGGAGUUGUUCAGGGUGGGCGGCGACGUCCCCGAGACAAAUUACCUUUUCAUGGGUGACUUUGUGGAUCGUGGGUUUUACAGCGUUGAAACAUUCCUCCUUCUCUUAGCACUAAAGGUUCGUUACCCAGAUCGGAUCACCCUGAUACGCGGCAACCACGAGAGCCGGCAAAUCACACAAGUGUACGGUUUCUACGACGAGUGUCUGCGCAAAUACGGCUCGGUAACGGUGUGGCGCUACUGCACAGAGAUCUUUGACUACCUCAGUCUGUCUGCUAUCAUAGAUGGCAAGAUCUUUUGUGUACAUGGUGGGCUGUCACCCUCCAUUCAGACAUUGGAUCAGAUUAGAACUAUUGACCGCAAGCAAGAAGUGCCUCAUGAUGGACCCAUGUGUGACCUGCUCUGGAGUGACCCAGAAGAUACUACCGGAUGGGGGGUGAGCCCCAGGGGAGCUGGAUACCUUUUUGGCAGUGACGUAGUGGCACAAUUCAACGCAGCCAACAACAUUGAUAUGAUUUGCCGGGCUCACCAGCUUGUCAUGGAAGGAUACAAGUGGCACUUCAACGAGACUGUCUUAACUGUGUGGUCGGCACCAAACUACUGCUACAGGUGCGGGAAUGUCGCCGCCAUACUUGAGCUGGACGAACACCUACAGAAAGAAUUCAUCAUAUUUGAGGCUGCCCCCCAGGAGACGAGAGGUAUCCCCUCCAAGAAACCCGUCGCUGAUUACUUCCUGUGACCCGCCCAAUGAUGGCCUCUGCACCAUUUCCUCCUGAUUGUCUUUUUGAACUGCUCCCAGCACAACUCUCUCUCCUCCUCUCACCUCUGGCAACGGGACCAGUGCUGCUGUUUCUAAACAAAUGAUUUGCCAGCGCCCAGCUCCGCUGCAGAGCAUCGCCCCUUCUUUUCUAGAUCCAUCUCACGGAGCCUCGUGUGUGUGUGUAUGUGUUAGGUAGCAACGGUUGGGAAGAGAGAGCUACCGCUGUGUAUAUAGCAUGGCCGUGCCACCCCUACAGUGAAUUAGCAAUGCCCUGCCAGCUCUUCUAGCAAAGGAGGAGAUAUCCGGAAACUCCUGUAGCCGUGCUGCGCCUCUCAGGAAACUAGGUAAAUGUAAUGCUCUGCAGGACUUUCAGGGGGGGUCAGUGUGAUGCUUUCUAGUAGGGAGAGAGGGGGGGGCAGCAUUAUGCAAGGAAACCAAAAUACUUCUAGAAUUCACAGCUUCUUCCUUGAUUUUAUAACCCCCCCCCCCCCCCAGAUCCGCAGUCAUUCCUUAUAAUGUCUCUUCCACUCGGAGCCUCACGUCCCCUGUACUAAGAUGCUGAGCUUACACUCACGUACGGAGUGCCUUAGUGCAAGCGGGGCCCGGGCGCCCAAUCCCAGCUGGGGGGGACCAGGAGAGACAUGAUGAUGAUGAUGAUGAUGGAACCCGCCGCCCCUUCUCUAUUUAGAAGCUGCGGCAGAUCUAAGAUUUGAGCCCCUUUUGGUGCCGAUUGGCAACUUUUGAGCCAAAGUGUUCACCGUAGCUGGCCCCUGUAGCUCAGCGAAGCCAUUCUGGGCUGCCGGGAACGUGAGUAGCCAUUUUGUUUAACCCUUUGUAAGCGGCUAGCUGAGAGAUUGCUUUGGCAAGGAGGCAUCUAAAGCUUCAGCUCGUGUAUUGCCACCUACAAUGCCAAACCUCCGAUUCCUUCCCUGGAACAGCCGAUAUUCCAUUAUAACUCCCUUCCUUUCGUCUAUGGCCCCAGUCUCUUGUUCCGCACUCUUUCUGGUCAAAGAUUUUAUCCUUUUUCCCUUUUAUUUUUAUUUUUUUUUUCUUCUAAUUUUACAUUUUUGGUAGGAUACAGUUAAACAUCUGCUAAUAAAAUGAGAAAAAGCAAUAAAAAUGGAAAAUGUAUUUGUAUAUA
Xenopus tropicalis (tropical clawed frog) is the source of this 2515-nucleotide messenger RNA. It is a transcript of the gene ppp4c, whose product is annotated as protein phosphatase 4 catalytic subunit. The record is from RefSeq and is a predicted model, not a curated record. Gene Ontology annotation, cellular component: cytoplasm; centrosome; nucleus. Gene Ontology annotation, molecular function: hydrolase activity; protein serine/threonine phosphatase activity. The coding region runs from base 430 to 1353 and encodes 307 amino acids. The transcript has 9 exons. NCBI's taxonomy places the organism in Eukaryota, Metazoa, Chordata, Amphibia, Anura, Pipidae.